Molecule: messenger RNA, 1080 nt
Organism: Ziziphus jujuba (common jujube)
Lineage: Eukaryota; Viridiplantae; Streptophyta; Magnoliopsida; Rosales; Rhamnaceae
Product: putative disease resistance protein RGA1
Exons: 4
Coding region: 1-1080 (359 amino acids)
Biological process (GO): defense response to fungus
Molecular function (GO): ADP binding
Source: RefSeq, a predicted model, not a curated record
AUGUGGGUGUGCGUCUCUGAUGUCUUUUAUGUAAAACUGUUGGUUAGGAAAAUCACUGAAUCUGCAUGUAAUAGGAGCCUAGCAAACAUUGAGAUGGAAACAUUGCAAAAAAAGGUUCGAAAGCGUUACCUCCUUGUGCUUGAUGACACAUGGAAUGAAAAUCGUGAAAAAUUGUUCAACUUGAAAAAUUUGUUGACUGACGGAGCAGCUGAGGGAAGUAGAAUAGUUGUUACAACUCGAAGUAAAAAGGUUACAGGGGGCGCAAUUCAGCCACAUGAACUAGGAGUUUUAGACGAAAACAAGUCUUGGUCUUUGUUUGAAAAAAUGGCUUUUGAGGGAGGAAAAGAGCCAACUAAUAAUUGUUUCGUGGAAAUUGGGAUGAAGAUUGUAAAGAAGUGCGGAGGAAUUCCUCUUGCAUUGAAGACAAUUGGAAGCCUGUUGUACUGCAAAAAUCCAGAGACAGAGUCUUUCUUCCAAGAAGCAGAAACAGAUGAGAUGGGAAACAUAAGAAAGUGCAAAAUGCAUGAUCACAUGCAUGAUCUUGCAAAACUUCAAGGUCUGCCAAGUGACAUUGGGAAACUAGUCAAUCUCAAACAUCUUGAGAUUGAUGGGUGUGAAAGUUUGGCUUAUCUGCCAUGUGGACUGCGUCAGCUGACUAAUCUUCAGAAAUUAACUGAUUUUCCAUUGACUAGAGGAAAAGCAACUGGGGGAGAAUCAUCAUCAGUAACUUCCAGCUCCUCUCCUCGUGCCAAGUUGAAGGCUCUGCAUAGUGCUGGCAUUGAGGAAUUAGAAUCUCAAUCAAAUUUGGAUAGCUUCAGUUCUCUCAAGUGUAAGAAGGUUGAGAAAUGUCCUAAUUUGAAGCUACUGUCCCCUGGCAUUCAACAUCUUGCCUUGUUGAUUACCAGCUGUCCUAAAGUAGAGUAUGUGUUCAAUGAAGAUGCGGCUAUCUGUACUACCCUGCAAAAACUCCAAAUUCUUCAGUGUGAUAGUUUGAUUGCUAUUACAGAGUGGAUUUGCAAUCUCAGAUAUCUUAAAGAACUUGAGAUUCAGGGAUGCCCCAAUUUGACAUCAGUGCCUUAA